Molecule: messenger RNA, 234 nt
Organism: Prunus armeniaca (apricot)
Lineage: Eukaryota; Viridiplantae; Streptophyta; Magnoliopsida; Rosales; Rosaceae
Source: the annotation of a GenBank genome assembly
AUGUUCAACUUGAGGACAAGUUCCUCAAGGAAAAAUGCUUAUGAGUAUUUGGCCUGGGAAUUUGUGGCUGGUAAAUUGGAGGAUUACUAUGAUGAUGAUGAUGAUGAUGUGAGUUAUGAUGGGAUGUGGGAUGAUGAGGUAUGGCUGGAGGAGCUAGAGUUGAGGUUCUAUGAAGGAAUUUAUCAGAAUGGGGAUGCAGUGUAUGGAGGGUACAAUUGGCCUCCAUCUCCUUAA